UAUAUUUCCCUUAUUCAUAAUAAUCCCUCAAUAAACGACAUUAGCAAAUUUCACUAUCUUCGUGCAUCUUUAAAAGGCAGUGCCGCCCUUGUUAUUCAAAGUCUUGAUUUUAGCAGUGAUAAUUAUCAUAAAGCAUGGCAAUUAGUGUCGGAGCGGUUUGAUAACCCGCGCCUCUUAAUAAAUAAUCAUAUCCAGGCCCUGUUUAACCUUGAACCUAUGCAACGUGAGUCGAGCUGUUUGUUACGUGGCAUGGUGGACGUGACAAACAAAAACUUGCGUGCGCUCAGUACUUUAGGAGAACCUACCGAUCAUUGGGACACGUUAGUUAUUUAUAUAAUGUCUAAGAAGUUAGAUGCAGUAACUAAGCGUGAAUGGGAAGAGCACAGGAACCUGUUAACAGGUUCGCCGACGUUGCAACAAUACGUAGCAUUUUUAAAUAACAGGGCCGACUUAUUAGAGUCUCUUGGCACUGAUAACUUUAAUAAAGUUAGUAACAAUUGCGAAAAAACAUCGAAACAUAAAUUGCAGUCUCAUAACGAGCCGCAAAAAAUACAUACUUAUCUUACAACUACAACUACUAACAAGUCUUAUCGCAAACCUAUUGUUUGCCCUUAUUGUUCACAGGAUCAUUUCUUAUUUACCUGUGAAUCUUUUCGCAAAUUAGAUGUUGAUAGUAGAAUAAAUAAAGUGAACGGUUACGCAGUAUGUAAAAACUGUCUUCGGCCGGGACACUUAGAAAAACAAUGUGUAUUAUCUCAUUGUAAAUACUGUAAACAUAAACAUAAUACUCUUUUACAUAAGGACAUUGAAAAAGAGCCUUCUAGCAGUGACGUUCCGAUGCCAGCAGUUCAUUUUAGCGGCCACAUACAAAAAACUAAACUGUUCAACCCUACUGAGACUUCCGGACUACUGUCCACAGCGUUGGUGCACGUGAGUGACGCGAAUGGGGUGCUGCAUGAGGCGCGUCUGCUCCUGGACAACGGUGCUUCCCCCAACUUUGUGACGCGUGAUCUGUGCGGGCAGCUCGGCCUAGCGACACACUGCGCUGGAGCUACGAUCACAGUCAAGGCAUUUGGAACUUGUCACAAGUCUUCAGGCAGAGUCAUUUCUUACUGCUCCCCACCACUUCAUGAGUCGUCGUGGAAGGCCUCAAACUCUGUGUUAUGUCAACCAUACUUCGUUUGUUAGGACAUCAAACGAACUCCGUAACCUUUUAAUUUUAAUUUAACACGUUAAGCUGCAGUCAGAUAUGGCAGCUACCUAUCUCAAAAUUAGCCUCAUUUUGUAGGUACAUAUACCUACUCUUUAGCGGAUUUUAGAAAACUGUUAUCUUAAACACAUUUUAUACCUACACUCAAUGUACCUUUUAGAAUUAAAUUGUUGCCUGAUUCAGAUAGUAGCUAUUUCGAAUUCUAGGCCCCUUCUGAUUCAUUUCAUCUUACCUAAUGCGUACCUAUCACCUCUCAUUUCCUUAUUGGACGUUCUCUUCUGUCAGUCUUACAAAAAGUCGGACUGAAGAAAACAUCUCAAGGCUUAAAAGUUUCCAGGGAGUACUGGAAUC
This is a messenger RNA of Leguminivora glycinivorella, 1561 nucleotides long. RefSeq lists its product as uncharacterized. The transcript has 2 exons. Bases 217 to 1188 code for a protein of 323 amino acids. The record is from RefSeq and is a predicted model, not a curated record. NCBI's taxonomy places the organism in Eukaryota, Metazoa, Arthropoda, Insecta, Lepidoptera, Tortricidae.